UCACACAUCGGAUCUUUCACAGAUCAGCUUAUUGCCUUUCUGCAACAGUCCUAAGUGCACAAGGAGAGAGAGAGAGAACGCGAGAAAGACAGAGAAUGGAACUGAAACUGGUUGCUUUGCUUCUUAUUUCUUUCACAGUUCUUCUACACACAGUGGAAGCAAUGCCAACCAGCCGAGUAGUUAACUGUUGCACACGGGUAUCGAACAAAAUCAACUUGAGGAUGUUGAAAAGUGCGAAGAGUUUCGAGGUCCAGCAUCAAAGGGCCUGCACCAUCAAGGCAGUGAUACUCCGCAUUGCUCAUCAUACAAUCUGUAUUGAUCCCAACAAUGCAACUUUGCGGAAAUGGAUGCACAAACAUCAGAAUAAGAAGAAUGUUUCUUAAGGUGUUAAGAAGUUGUACUGUGUCAGAAAAGGAGGACUGAUUAGAAAAUAAGGAACAUGGUCUACACUCAGCAUUGGGGCCUAGAGAUCUCUGAGAUACCCUCAGACCUCACUCCCACAGAUAAAUACCUGCAUAAAACAUCACCAUCUGUGUCCCCAUUCCACUGAUGUCAACCUUUUGUUCCUUUGGAUCCCAAUUGCUGCCUACGUGAAGUCAUUGGAAUGGUAAAUAUAACCUCGGCUAUGCUGUUUUCUCAACCCCUUGGUCACCGGGCGCACUUCACGCCCAUCACAGUGAAGUCUCAGUCACUGAUUGGAGGUCAGCCAAAGAGAGUGCAACAUUAAAUGUCAAAACAGCCACAGGAGUGGCAAACGAACAACUUGAGUCCACUUCGGAGCACUCUUCCCACGUCUCCCAUCCACCAUAUCUUCUUACCAUCAUUUACCAGCUUAAUUAUGCUAACGGAAUGGACUGAAAACUUGCAUAAUGUGAUUUGUUUGUGUGUCCUGUUGUAAAUCACAGCAAUGCUUUUAAAAAUUGAGAUGCAAAAGGUGUGAUUGGUUUUUGAUUACAAACAGAAAUCCAAGCCAACGGGAAUCUGAUCCAGCAUGAUCCUUCAGUGCUGGGAUCUUAUCCAGUCAUUUCCCAGUUAGUCAAUCCAGAUUCAAUGCAAUUUGUCUGACCUCAGAAAAAUGAAUUGAUUGCAACGGGCCAUACCAGUGCUUACAUAUAAUCUUUAGACUGUUGACUGAUAGAAAUGGAACAGUAGACUCCUGUGUACUUUAAUGUCAGUGGUGAAUAAACUAUUGUUCUCUUUGAUUGUAUUUAAUCAAUUAAAUGAUGCACUGUGUAAUAAAAUGAUUUUUUUGAAGAAA
Molecule: messenger RNA, 1258 nt
Organism: Stegostoma tigrinum
Lineage: Eukaryota; Metazoa; Chordata; Chondrichthyes; Orectolobiformes; Stegostomatidae
Product: C-C motif chemokine 28-like
Exons: 3
Coding region: 96-383 (95 amino acids)
Biological process (GO): immune response
Cellular component (GO): extracellular region
Molecular function (GO): chemokine activity
Source: RefSeq, a predicted model, not a curated record